Molecule: messenger RNA, 704 nt
Organism: Callorhinus ursinus (northern fur seal)
Lineage: Eukaryota; Metazoa; Chordata; Mammalia; Carnivora; Otariidae
Gene: SHARPIN
Product: SHANK associated RH domain interactor
Biological process (GO): proteasome-mediated ubiquitin-dependent protein catabolic process; protein linear polyubiquitination; positive regulation of canonical NF-kappaB signal transduction
Cellular component (GO): LUBAC complex
Molecular function (GO): ubiquitin-protein transferase activity; ubiquitin binding
Source: RefSeq, a predicted model, not a curated record
GGGCAGCCCAGCGGGCGGCGGGGGGCGGGCCGGAAGGAGCCUGGGAGCGGCGCCCAGCUCCGGCCCCGCGCGGCCGGGUGACACGGACCGCUGGGCUGCAGCCCCCGCCCGCAGAGCCUCCAGGCCGUGCUCAUCCUGGGCAAAGCAGGAGGGUUAGACCCGGCUCCGGCGCUCUGGCCACGGCCGGAACCCCAGGCUCGCGGCCCCAGUUCCCGGCCGGCCGAGGCGCUCAGAGGCCCGAGCCCACGGAAGCGGGCUUGGGGGUCCAGGCCGGGGCCGGACCGGAGAUGGCGCCGCCCUCGGACCCGGCCUCGGCCGGGGUGCUCCUGGCUGUGCACGCCGCGGUGAGGCCACUGGGCGCGGGGCCGGACGCCGAGGCACAGCUGCGGAAGCUGCAGCUGAGCGCGGACCCCGAGCGGCCCGGGCGUUUCCGGCUGGAGCUGCUGGGCGCGGGGCCCGGGGCGGUCAGUUUGGAAUGGCCCUUGGAGUCCGUUUCCUACACGGUCCGAGGCCCCAGCCAGCAUGAGCUGCAGCCUCCGCCUGGCGGGCCUGGGACCCUCAGCCUGCACUUCCUCAACCCCCAGGAAGCUCAGCGGUGGGCCGCGCUAGUCCGAGGUGCCGCCAUGGAGGGACAGAACGGAGCCUGCCCCAAGCCCUGCUCCCACUAUGUUUCCUCUUACCCAGCACCCUGCCUCCUACCGUGA